GGCCGUCGGCGCCGCCGCUGCCCGCAUGAAGCACUCGUUGUACGAUGUCCAGAAGAAGGCGGAGGAGGGGGAGCAGGUGCCGCCCCCUCUGCAGCCGCCGCCUCCGAGGCCCAGCAAAGCAUGUCUGUGGGCCCUGCUGAUGCUCUGCAUGGUCCUCAUGCUGACGCUGGCGGUUACGCUGGCCAUGAUCCUCGUCACCAGAGAUGGUCCGCUGUCACUCUGGGAGAAGACGGCGAGCAAAUCUGAGUCGAAGUCAGCCGCUGAAUGGAACGCGAAAACCACCAAGCACUCAGCGACCCACCCUCAAGUGACAGACACCGAGGCAGGCGCGGUGGUACCGACACCUAACGGUCGUAGCACAAAACACGUCGAGAAAGAGGACGCUGCGAUCGCCACGACCGAGUCGCCCUUGCGGCCGGUCAUUCCGCCGCCAUCCGUGAAGACGCCAACCGCGAAGGUUUGGGUCGACCACAAGUCGUCCGUCGCAGCCAAAGGCGUCCGGGACAUCCAGCAAGCCAGCAGCGCCGCCUAG
Messenger RNA from Pollicipes pollicipes, 532 nucleotides. RefSeq lists its product as uncharacterized. The transcript is spliced from 4 exons. Bases 26 to 532 code for a protein of 168 amino acids. NCBI's taxonomy places the organism in Eukaryota, Metazoa, Arthropoda, Thecostraca, Pollicipedomorpha, Pollicipedidae. The record is from RefSeq and is a predicted model, not a curated record.